Plutella xylostella (diamondback moth) is the source of this 1254-nucleotide messenger RNA. RefSeq lists its product as uncharacterized. The record is from RefSeq and is a predicted model, not a curated record. Lineage: Eukaryota; Metazoa; Arthropoda; Insecta; Lepidoptera; Plutellidae.
GCCUUGUGUUGCAUUUCAUUUAAUGUCACUUUAAUAUAAUUUUGAUUGAUAUUUUUAAUGGACUUUACUAAUAAUUAACAAAUUAUCUUCACUGAAGGCGAUACGCUUCGACAAAUUGAAUCUAAUAUGAACAAAGACAUUCGGAAGAAACAAACUCAAAAAUUCAUAUGUUCCAUUUGCUUGAACAACAGAGCAGAUGACAACAAGACUUGCAGAUCUUGCCCCAUUUGCGAAAGAAACCUUGAAAUAGCUCACGUAGUCAACAGCCCCAGUGAGAGCAGAAAAGACGGAACUGAUAAGUACAAACAAAACUUUAAAACCAAAGAAUCGACCGUGCAAACCUCACUGACUGACAUAAACCAAGGAUUGACUCUCUUGCAUGAAGUGCUCAAUGUAUUUCAGUGCAGAAAGAAAACGGUUACAGAUGGCAAAGAAACAGACGCUACUCACACAAGCACACGCAAAAGCGUAUGCGUUUGCACCGAAUGUAGAGCAGCAAACACAAAACUAGCAGUCACGAAGGUCCUUCAACAUUCGAUCAGUGCUCCAGAUAGCGACUGCAGUAAAGGCAAGUUCACCAUCAUCAGCUCAUCACAACCAAACAAAUCCAUCGAGAAUUCCAUCAACAUAUCCAAGCAGAAAUCCUCAUCGAUACCACAAAUGAAACUGGAAGAGUUGAAGAAUGCAAUGAAAGAGAAAACGAAAUCUAAAGACGCUAUUGAAGAAGUGAACAGAAUGUUUGCAACAGUUAAAAAAGCUGCUGGCGAUGAUACGAUUACUAACAGGCCUUUAAUUAGACACGGGCCCAGGGUACUACCAGUCGUGAAGCCAAUUCACCAAUUCUUCUCCAGAGAGGAUCCGUGCUCUGAAGACAACCUAUCAGAGUUGGCAGAUAAGAAACUGAUAAGCAAAGUGAACCAGUGUUCUCAGGUGUCGAAUUUAAACAUGUGCAGUGGAGAUUCAGUGAAGAAUUCCGACAAAUGCUGCCAGCACUGCAAGACCUGUGAGAAGAACAAACGUUCAGUGUACAUGUUGUGUUGCAAUUACAAGAACCACGUCUGUGAAAUGAAGAGAGAUGUGCCGAUAUGCGAAUGCUGCCUUCGGAAGAUUGAGCCCAAAUGUUGCGACGACAGCGUGGUUGAUGGCAUUUGCCGGUCUGACUACAAUAGCUCGACAGGGUUUUAAUUAUUCUCUUUGUAUUUUUGUACAUGUAUAUUGUAUACUGUUGGUAAUAAAAAUAUCAUAGUUAUGUAA